Messenger RNA from Haliotis rubra (blacklip abalone), 2951 nucleotides. RefSeq names its product integrator complex subunit 7-like. The transcript is spliced from 20 exons. Gene Ontology annotation, biological process: snRNA 3'-end processing. Lineage: Eukaryota; Metazoa; Mollusca; Gastropoda; Lepetellida; Haliotidae. Gene Ontology annotation, cellular component: integrator complex. Bases 7 to 2862 code for a protein of 951 amino acids. The record is from RefSeq and is a predicted model, not a curated record.
CCCAAAAUGGCGGCCUCCAUUGCCGGAGUGCGAAAUGUGAAUCCCAGUCUUGAUGGGGUUUCUGCUGAGCAAGAACAAGAUGCUAACUCCGCUUUAACAGAGCUGGACAAAGGCCUGCGAUCCAAUCGCAUAGGAUUGCAGUGUGAAGCAGUUGUGAAAUACCCUCGGCUGUUUGAAAAAUAUCCAUUCCCAAUUCUCAUAAAUUCAGCUUUGCUGAAGUUAGCUGAUGUGUUUAGGGAAGGUAACAAUUUCAUCCGCUUGUGCAUCCUCAAGGUCACACAGCAGAGUGGCAAACACCUGGACAAGAUUCUCAACGUUGAUGAGUUUGUAAGAAGAAUAUUUUCAGUUAUUCACAGCAAUGACCCUGUGGCGAGGGCAAUCACUUUGAGGACCCUGGGCAGUAUUGCUGGUAUCAUCUCAGAGAGGAAGAAUGUCCAUCAUAGUAUCAAACAGAGUCUUGAUUCACAUGACAUGGUGGAAGUAGAGGCUGCUAUGUUUGCUGCUGAUCGCUUUGCAAAGGAAUCUAAAACCUUUGCUGCAAGUAUCUGUGGUAAGAUUGCUGACAUGAUCUGCAGUAUUGCGACACCCGUCAACAUGAAGCUGAAGUUGAUUCCCAUCAUGCAACACAUGCAUCAUGAUGUCACAACAGCUGCCAAGACUCGGGAGAUUUGCCUCACCCUCCUGGAGAGUUUCCCUGCAGAGAACCUGGUGGUGGUGACACUACACACAAUGUCCCAGCUGGCAGCUCUAUCGCUGUAUGACCUUCAGGAACAAGUCCAGUUCCUCCUCACCUUCCUUAACCAGGAUCCUCGCCAUGGGGUCAAGGUCAUUGUGUUACAGGACCUGAGACUACUUGCUAAAAAAGGGCCACAUCUUUGGACAUCUGGCUUUAUUGAGACUCUGUGUCAGUUUGUGCUGGCAACCCCGUCGGUGAAGCUGAAGGUCGGUGGUGUCAGUGUGCUCACCACGGUGUUCAACUCGGUGGCCGUACAGCUGCUUCCACUCACUUCAGACUCAAAGUUGCUGGAUUUGUGCCAGCAGUACUGUUACCACGAUAACCUGAUUCUGGCAUCACGGACUGUUCAGCUUCUUACACAGCUCGCCAAAUCAAAACGCUGUCCUAUUGACCUUCUUGGAGAGGCAGUGGGGUGUCUGCAGACUCAUCUGAUCCUGUUGACAGGAGGAGGGGGUGAAUCAGAACAGCACACAGAACUCAAGCUGUGCCUCCGCUGUGCGGUAGAACUGUGUCAGACGUCACCAACUCUCUGUGGUGGAUUUGUAGACACCAUCGCUGGACUACUGCCCAGUGUGUCUGAUUCUGAAGCUGAGGUCUUAUGUGAAGCCCUUGCAGCUAUUGGAUCAAGUAACUCUCACUCAUUGCAGCUUGUGGUCCCUGUCAUAAUCAGUUGUCUGGAGAGUAGCGUUGAGAAUAGUCAGCAAAUAACACAGCUACAGGUGUACAUGUGCACCCUGCUAUUCCAAGCUGCUGGUGGAGAAGGAAUACCCAAUGAAAUUCAUGAACUGAUUGUCACAUGUGCUGGGCUGGCCAAUCAGUGGCUGGCUUACAAGAUGUCUCGGCAGGCUCUACGUUACAGCCAGUAUGAGAUAGGUGGUGACAUCAUCAAACCCCUCACAGUCAAGGUUGCAUCUGAGCACUUCUACCACUGGCUGAUGGGGAUUGCUCACAUAUGCAGUGCAGAGAUGAAGCUGCGACAUGUGGUCACAGACAACAGCAACGUCCUGCAGUGUGUGUCUGACAGUCUGGAAUUCUACCAGAAGGCUCUUGUCUCUCUCAAGGCCGGCAGCUCCCCAACGCACCCCCUCAAGUUCCAGAGUGACUACGUCAACUUGAGGAUCACCCUGCUCCAGGCACAUCGUCAGUUGAUACUGUCCUGUAACACAUUCCGCUCAGCCCCACCUCCAGCCAUCGCCACCGCCCUUGCCUCUACCAAUGGGCAGGAGGGCACCCGCUGGAGUCAGAUCGUACAACAGUUGGAGGGCAGCAUGGAGCAGUACGAGGAGUUGAGUAAGAAGAUAUCCAAUGUCUAUUGGUCAGCCUUUGAUGCUGACAAAGCCUCACUCUCUAACAUCGACAUUCUUCAGCAGAGCUGCGACAGUGUGAAAGCUGCCAUCAUGUCCAUCAUCUCGACCAUGCAACUUGGUGGAGGAUCAUUUGGAGACCGGCAGCUGUGGACAGGUGGCGGUGAAACUAUAGAAACAGGGGUUUCCAUAGAAACAGCCCUGCAAAAUGUUUCAAGUGGCUUGAACAAAGUCCUGCAGGAUACAACAAAUGACAUGACGAGUAGGAUCACCUUUUUGAGUGACUCGGCUAAAGCCCUGAUUAAGUCAAGCCACAGCUUCCCACGCUUCUUCUUCCAGACUCUUCAGUCAACUGUACUCAAGCUGGCAGUAUCACCGCAACAAAAUGCUAACAUGGAGCCAAUCUCAAUCCGGUGCGACACUCAUCUCGCCAUUAAGGUGGAAGGGAUUGUACAACAUGGUGAACGACCCUGUCUGUUCCGGACAGCUCACUCCGUCAGCAUCUCUGCCACAUCAGCUCUGCAGAGUCGCAGCACACAACCAGGAGCUAACACCAAGGGGAAUGAGAUCACGUCCAACUUCCUGACCCAAACCGUGGAGCCUCACAAUGACUACUUCAGUGUCAACUUCCUGUUGCCCUUCCCUGUCCUCGGCAUCCACACGGUAACAAUUGAUGCCUCCAUUGUUGACGUCACUGGCGCCAUCUGGCAGACAGGACCCAAGGCCACACUUACGAUCAAGUCUUAUGAUGAGGUGCUGCAGCGUCAGCAGCAACAAGCCAGAUACCAAGCUCGCUCAGGGACAUCAUCAAGUCUCAAAUAGUGCUACUCAUUUUCACCAGAACUCCAUGCACUGCAUUAAAUCAUGAUGUAUAUAUGCAGUGUUUCAUACAAUAAAUCAUCUUUGUUUCA